Messenger RNA from Bacillus rossius redtenbacheri, 3968 nucleotides. Its product is annotated as ketohexokinase-like. Gene Ontology annotation, molecular function: ketohexokinase activity. Lineage: Eukaryota; Metazoa; Arthropoda; Insecta; Phasmatodea; Bacillidae. Gene Ontology annotation, biological process: fructose metabolic process. The transcript has 8 exons. Bases 1464 to 2570 code for a protein of 368 amino acids. The record is from RefSeq and is a predicted model, not a curated record.
GGAAAUAAGGAAAUUCCUAGUGCUUCUCGAUUACUUCAGUCUGUUUGGAAAGCAAAGCGAGUCCUUUACAAGCCUUGUGAUGGUCAAAUACAUCCGGUUGUUGGCCAGGCACAUCAUAUAGGUAGGAAAGACAUGUCCAUUUGGUGGUCAGGUAUAUAUAUAUAUAUAUUUAUAUAUUCAGUAGCCAAGAGAUCUAAAUUUUCAAUACUCGGCGAACAUUCUAAACAGGUCAUGUAGGAUGUUAAACGUAUAGACCAGGCAUCUCCGAACCACGAUACCAAUCAUCAUCUGACAACAGACUUGAUGAUGCUUAAUCAACGAAAAGGACAUAAAUUUGAAAGCACAUUAAAAAAGAACAUUUGGAAGCAAAAUGAAAAAAAGAAGCACAAUAUAGAAGAAGCACAUUUUGAAGAAUAUUGAAAAAAGGAAGCACAUUUAACGAAAAGAAAGCACAUUCGAUAUUUAAAGGAAGCAUAUUUGGAAGAACAUUGAAAAAAGAAAGCACAUUCAACAAAAGAAAAGGAUAUGAAAUACACACACCGGACACACAAUACACACACCAGACACACAAUAGUCUAACAAUACGAAUGCUGGACACACAAUGAACAUGCAAUACGCACACAGGACACGCAAUGGACAUACAAUACACACACUCACACAGGACACAUAAUGGACACUCCACUAGGAGCCAGGUUCCUACACAAUUUGCAAAGUAGGUCGGGCUUCUGUUUGACCAUAAAUACGCUAAAUCUGAAUUAGUUAUUGCUUAAAAAAAAUGUCCGAUGAUGAAGAAAUUAUGUUUUAAAAUUAUUCAAUUUAACAACACCGAUUUAAUACAAAGAGAAAACUCCGGUCGUUUGACUUUCGGGUGACAGUUAGUACACUGGCCAUGAUGGCCGUUCGUAAAGUUGCACUGCGUUGCACACAUUAGCGUUCAGGUUGCGCGCACUGACGCAUAUGCCCUGUCACGUCAGCAAUGAGGAGUAGUGGUUUGCGCGCCACGUAUAUAAUAAAAGUAAAUUAGAAAGCAAUGAUAAGAGCACGAGAUAUAUUAAAUUCGCAAUAAUUCGUAAGUUAUUUAAAGCGUAAACAAACACGGUUACUUUUGCAGCCAAAAACUCUGCUUAUAUUGGUCGCACGGAUUAACAUCGUAAACGAAAUAGCUGGGAAUUGUCGAAAUAGUUCGUUUCCCUUUGCGUGCCAUUGUAAAUACUCCGUUCAAGGAGUUUCGUCUCCAGUUUACGUGAUCCGUCACUACUUUGUGUCGUUAAACUAAAAUAUAAAUGGGUCAUGUUCACUACACGAUACCUUUUUUGUUAUGGGCAUUUCAAAAAUAAAUUAUUAAAAAAAAAAAUUGAGGGUGUGGUGUUUUUGGCGCUGCUUAUGUUUUUCGUAUAUUCUGCUAGAUCAUGUUCAGGUGACAGUGGUCUCGGGAGAGAGCUCGCGGAGAGGGGGGCCUCGUCAUGACGAUCCUGUGUGUCGGCAUCGCCUGUCUCGACAUAGUCCACGUGUGCAGUUCGUACCCUAGCGAGGACUCCAAAACGAGGAGCACGGACCACUGGUGGCAGCGCGGCGGCAAUGCGUCCAACAGCUGCACGGUGCUGUGUGCUCUGGGCGCGCGCUGCGAGUUCCUGGGGACCCUCGGCACCGGCCCCAACGCGAGGUUCGUGCAGGGAGACCUGAGAGCGUGCGGGAUCCGCGCCGAGCACUGCCCGGUGCACGCAGGCUGCGACACGCCGACGUCCGUGGUCAUCAUCAGCAGCAGCAACGGCUCCAGGACCGUCGUACACCACAACAAGGACCUGCUGGAGCUCGAGCUGGAGGACUUCACUCGCCUCGACCUCGCCCCGUACUCCUGGGUGCACUUCGAGGGCCGGAACGUGGCGGCGGUGGCCGGGAUGAUGGAGCACGCCGCUCGCUGGAGCGCCAGCGGGGCCCUCCGCAUCUCCGUGGAGCUGGAGAAGGUGAGGCGGGACCCGGACACCAGCGUGCUCCUGCCGCUGGCGGACUGCGUGUUCGUGGGCCGGGACUUCGCCCGCAGCAGCGGCUGGGACAGCGCUCUCCAGGCGCUCCGAGCCGUGGCCGCGCUCACCAAGCCUGGGGCGACGGUGGUAGUGGCGUGGGGGAAGGAGGGCGCGGUGGGGCGCGGCCCCGACGGAGCCGUGGUGCGCUCGCCGGCGUUCCCACCCGCGCGGGUGGUGGACACGCUGGGCGCGGGAGACACCUUCAACGCAACGACCAUCUGCGCCCUGCGCGCGGGGCGCUCGCUGCAGGACAGCAUCGCCCUGGGCUGCCGCGUCGCCGGGGCCAAGGUGGGCGCGCACGGCUUCGCGCACCUCGCGCAAACGUUCAGCGCCCUCGGUACGGACCACCCUUGGCGUCCCUCAGGCCUACCACUACAAAACGACCUCGCUGUGGGCCGGGUCGGCCGAGCAGCGGGGCAGGUAGCUGACCUUGCAGGAGCGUGCUAUCAGACCCGCCGGCCUCCGCCACGUGAUAACGACCAGUUCCCUGCGCUGCGUGUGUGCGUAUAUAGGCGGCUGCUGUCCGGCUCCAUCGUGCAGGACUAGUUCCCCCAGCGCAGUGACAUGGCCGCCAGGUUCUGUGUGGUGGUGUUGGCAGCCCUGGCGUGUGCGCAAGGACACGGCCUGCUCUUCCCAGCCGUGGUGGAGACGUUCCCCGUCGCGGAGACCGUGGUGCAGCGCCAGGUGGUGGUGGAGCGGCCGCCCCCGCUCGUCGUCCAGCGCCCGCCGCUCAUCAUACAACGGCCGCCGCUCGUCGUCCAGAGGCCGUCAGUCAUCGUCGACACCUGGAAGUGACGCCUGCUCCCCCCACCUGCUCUCCAGUGUAUCAGUUACCUCAUCGGGCUUUACCCCAGCUUUUUGUUAGACAGCACGUCCAAGUUUAAAGCACGCAAUGUCUUUAGUGACCCGACACAUUUUAUCAACAUCAUACAAAAAUAAUUACGAGACUUGGUGACUAGAUACCGAGAACUUGUGAACACCAAGGCAGUGCCCCACCAUAGCAUUAGCGUUCACUAAAAAACCAUGUUUCCUUUUAAACAUCACUUAACUUUGCUCUUUCAGGAGAAAGAAAAAUUGUCUGAGAUCAAAUGUAUUAUAGGGCAUUAACUUAAAUGUUCCCUGCAUUUUACAUAAUUAAGUGCCAGUUUUAAGAGCACAAUGAAAGGUCUAAUUCAGUGCCACAGCGAUACUAGAUUAUCGAAGGUCACUAGUUUUAAUGGGAAUACCAAAGGAAAACAAAAUAAAUAAUGUUAAAUAAAAUGGUAUUAUAACCUGUUGUAAUAAGUUGCUCUGUAGAAAGAAAAAAUAAAGAUGAGUUUCAGUCUUCUUCAAAAAAAAUCAUUAGUGAACUGUACGUGUGAAAAGUAACCCACUGGAAAAUGGGAAACGCCAGCCGGCAGCCAAGGUCAGAAGUUGUAAUACACCGGAAACUAUCAGGUUGUGAGAGGCUCAACUAGUGCUGAACCCAUGCGACGGUGCAUGUGUCACUGUUGCACGUAGUCCGACACUCCACGGUACUUGCGCUGCUGUAGCACGGAGGGCAGGGAAGAGCUGUGGCUGGCUUCAGCCUGUUUUGUACUUGUGUCCACUCUUACAACCUGCACAUGUUGUGUUGUGUCUGCCACGCUUCACUUUACUGAACAAUCUCCAAGCCGUUACAACUUAUCUCCCUCUUUUGUUUACUAAUGUGCUGAUUGAAAAAGUUCAUUACUCACAUAUUAUAUACCAGCAGCUAAUAGAAAUGUUCUGCCAGUUACAGAAAAAGUUCUGCAAAAUGAAGAGCUCAACCAAAAUUUUACAAUAAAAAAAAUUAUUAUACUGUACUGUACUUGAGAAUGUAAAUUUGUUUAGAUAUAAAUUUUUACAUUGAUAAUUUAUUUCAUGUAGUACCAAUUUUAGUAAUAGAAAUAAAACAAUUUAAACAUGACCUACAAAAACAGGAAA